Molecule: messenger RNA, 2659 nt
Organism: Gossypium arboreum
Lineage: Eukaryota; Viridiplantae; Streptophyta; Magnoliopsida; Malvales; Malvaceae
Product: pathogenesis-related homeodomain protein
Exons: 11
Coding region: 366-2567 (733 amino acids)
Biological process (GO): chromatin organization; regulation of DNA-templated transcription
Cellular component (GO): nucleus
Molecular function (GO): chromatin binding; DNA binding
Source: RefSeq, a predicted model, not a curated record
AAAAAGGAAAAGUUGAUGAGUAGAAUUAAUAGAAGUGAGUAUUAACAGACAUAGACUAUAUAUAAAAGGGAAGAAAGAUGCAAGUGAAUGUAGCAAUCAAAAGUUAGAAAACCUGGGAAAAAGGAGAGAAGAAGAGUAGAGUCCUCUUCCUCCAACAUAUCUAUAAAGAGAGAGGCGGCGGUUUGGGGAAGAAUCCAAUUUCUUCAAUUCCUUGUCAUCGUUAAUACCGGAUGCCAAACUCUGUUAUUUCCUUUUAUUGGUAUCCAAAUCAAUCAAUUCCAUUUUAAGCCCUUUGUUUGCUUUUAUAUGCCGACCAAGAAACAGUUUCAGCAUCUUUGAGCAGUUUUUGUACUGUAUAGAUCGGUAUGCGUGGUACUGGAAAGAAAUUAACGGAUCACGGAUCUGCCAAAUCCUCUUCUUCUAAGAGAGAAGCUGGGUCUAAGCUAAUUGCAACGCUAAAAAAAUUUAAAAACCGAUGCAAAAUUUCCCAUGGCAGAGUACGUAAGCCCAAACAUCAUGUUAAGAAAGUUAGUUCGACCUUGUUGAAGAGGAAAGUUACUGCUUCUGUUACCAAGGGGACGGGAAAUGAUGUCUCUUCCGCCAGAAAAGUCGGUUGUAAGACAAACCUGCACAAAGCAAACAAGAAAGGGUCUUCUAAGAAGCUGGGUUUGUCGAAGCUUCAAGGUAAAAAUGCUAUAUGUGCUAGUUUGGAGGAGAAUGGCAAAAAGGAUAAUGCAGAUGUUAGAAUUAAAAAACUAACCAAGAAGACUAAGAAGGGGCAAAAGGAUAAGGUGGAGUUAGAUGAAGCAUCUCGAUUGCAGAGGAGAACUAGGUACCUUCUGAUUAAGAUGAAGCUGGAACAGAAUCUUAUUGAUGCUUACUCUGGGGAAGGCUGGAAGGGUCAAAGUCGAGAAAAGAUUAAGCCAGAAAAGGAACUGCAGAGAGCCAAGAAACAAAUCUUGAAGUGCAAACUUGGGAUACGCGAGGCAAUUCGCCAGUUGGAUUCACUUAGUUCAGUAGGGAGCAUUGAAGGCUCUGUUAUUGCUCCAGAUGGCUCUGUUUACCAUGAACAUAUAUUUUGUGCAAAGUGCAAGUUACGUGAGGCUUUUCCAGAUAAUGAUAUAGUACUUUGUGAUGGAACAUGCAACCGGGCCUUCCACCAAAAGUGCCUGGAUCCUCCACUGGACACUGAACAUAUACCCCCGGGAGAUCAGGGCUGGUUUUGCAAAUUUUGUGAAUGUAAGAUGGAAAUUAUAGAAGCAAUGAAUGCACAUAUUGGCACCCAUUUCUCUGUUGACAGCCAUUGGCAGGAUAUUUUCAAAGAUGAAGCUGCUUUCCCUGAUGAUGCGAAUGCAUCACUAAAUCCAGGGGAUGAAUGGCCUUCAGACGAUUCUGAAGAUGAUGAUUAUGAUCCGGAGAGGAGGGAGAACAGCUGCAGGAUCAGUGGAACAGCCACUGAUGGUGAUGAAUCGGAUGAAACAGACAAUUCAACCAGUUUAAGUUGGUCUGUGGAUAGUGAAGAUCUUUCUGGAUUCGGAAGGCAUGAAAACCAUCCAUUUGACAGUGGCGGAGAUUCUUAUGAAACCAGUGAUGGGGAAAUUCUUAGUGGCCGUAGGAGGCGAAGAGCAGUUGAUUACAGGAAGCUAUAUGAUGAAAUGUUUGGAAAGGAUGCCCCUCCAUAUGAGCAAGUCAGUGAAGAUGAAGAUUGGGGUCCUGGUAAAAGAAAGCAUAGAGAAAAAGAGUCAGAUGCUGCCAGCACACUUAUGACUUUGUAUGAAAGUGAGACAAAAUUUCUUAACAUUGAAACCACAGAAGUGAAAAGACAGCUACCUUCAGACCUGAAGAGCAGGCGACCAUUUUUCAGAAUUCCUCCCACUGCAGUAGAGAAACUCCGAGAGGUAUUUGCUGAGAAUGAACUUCCAUCUAGAGUCGUCAGGGAGAACCUUUCAAAGGAAUUAGGCCUUGAGCCUGAAAAGGUAAAUAAAUGGUUCAAGAAUGCCCGCUACUUGGCACUAAAAAGCAGAAAGGUAGAGAGAGCAGAUCAUCUUCAGAGCUCUUCUCCUAGAGUCUCCAAGGAGCCUGAAGUGGAAGCUCCAAAGAGGAAGGAUACUGAAAUCAUGGCAUUGGAAGAUAUGUCAGAAGCAACUUUGGUACGGACACCAAAGAGAUUGAAAGCAAAAUUGAGAAAGAGUCCAAACUCAAAGUCAGUAUGCACCACUGUAGAUAGAAGUCCACAUAAUGGACUCUCAAUUGUUUCACAUACAAACAGCGACAAGGUGAGUAAGGAGUUGAGUGACGAUGUUAUAUUGAAGAAGCUUUUAAAUGUGAAAAAGAAGGGGGGGAAGGAGAAGAGGGUGAAGAUUAUUGGAGGGGGUGGUGGGUUAGAAGCAUUUGAGUUGGAGAUGGAAAGACUUUGUAGGGCUAAGGUUAGGCUUGAGAACAUGAAGCAAACAUUAUUAGGACUAGAAAGUAGGAAAGCAAGGAAGUUGAAUAAAAGGCGGCGGCGGGUACAUGAAGAAUCGGUUAUUUAUAUUCCGAUUGCCGAGCUAAAGGAGAAGGUGGUUUGAGUGUAUGCAAAAAUUAACUCCGGGUACUGUUGCAGGAUUUUGUUUCCUAAUGACAAUUGGUAUAUGAUAUAAUAUAGUUGUUAUUUGCCAAA